AUGGAGCAAAAAGAGGAAAGCAGGCAUUUAGGAAAGCCUCGGGGAGCGGGCGGGGAGGACCACAAUCAGGGCGGACAGCUCGGUCCAUCCUCCCGUUCCCGCGGUCCCCCGGAGUCCCCAGCGGGGCUGCAGCCACCCCGAGCCCCAGCGCCGUCAAACACAAGCCAACGGGGGUGCAGGGAAACAAAGCCGAGCGGACAGGCUGCGGACGCCCAAAGUUUUGCUCCCUCCGCCGCCCGGCGCCCACCUGGGGCCGGGGCGCGGCUGCAGGUGCGGGACACCGGGCUCCGCCGCCAGCACGCCCGCCGCGACCAGGGCGCCCCUGUGCGGAGCGCCGACCCCCAAGUCCGCGGGAGCGGGGCGCGCGGCGGCGCCCACGGCACGGACCGCGAGCGGGGCGCCUCCGGAGCGUCGCCGCGCGCGGGAACCAGGGGGCGCAGCGCCCGCAGCCCUCGCCCCGCCGCCCCGCGCCCGCCGCCCGCGACCCCCGGCAGGGAAGGGGCACGCCGGGGGCCGCCCGCGCCUACCUUGCGCCAGCGCCCGGAGCCAGUGCAGCUGCAGCGCCAGCAGCGCCCACCAUCCACGCCGCCGGCCCGCGCUCAACUUUGUCGGCGGCCGCCCGCCGCGCCGGCCCGCGUCCGCCGCGCGGGCGCCGAGGGGCCGCCGCCGCCGCUCGGGGCCGGGCAGGACCCCGCGGCCGCCCCGGGCCCGCCGCGCCGCCGCCGCCGCCGGCCGCCAGCCGGUCGCCCCGGGCCAUGCCGAGGAGCCGCCGCCCCCGCCUCGGGCCCCGCCGGCGGGCGGGCGGGCGGUGGCCUCCCAGCCGGGCGCCCGCGGGGCGGCCAGGUGCGGGGACCGGAGCGGCGCGGGCGGAGGAGAAGUUGUCUGCGGAGGAAAUGCCCGUCAGGCCGGCCCCGCGGCCGGAGCGCCCGGGCCGCGCCGCGUCUCCUGAAGGGUCCGGCGGGCGCUGAGGAGACGCCGCCGCCGCCGCCCCCGCCCGGCGCUGAGGAGAAAGUGCGCCCGCCCGCGCGCCGGCGCUCGCCCUCCGCCGCCGCCGCCGCGCCCCAUUCACAGCCCGGCCGCACGCGCCGCCCGCCCGCGCCCGCCGCCGCCGCUGAUUGGCUGAGGGGAGGCGGCUCGCGGGCCCCCGGAGUCCCGCCCCCACGCCUCGCCUGUUUUCAAACUCGCCGCGCCCGCCCGCCUGGAAUUUCGCGCCGGGCCCUGGGCUCGGCUAGGGCGGCUUCCCGCGCCGGCUGCGCCCCCUAG
This is a messenger RNA of Equus caballus (horse), 1263 nucleotides long. The record is from RefSeq and is a predicted model, not a curated record. NCBI's taxonomy places the organism in Eukaryota, Metazoa, Chordata, Mammalia, Perissodactyla, Equidae.